Trachemys scripta elegans is the source of this 3221-nucleotide messenger RNA. It is a transcript of the gene VANGL2, whose product is annotated as VANGL planar cell polarity protein 2. NCBI's taxonomy places the organism in Eukaryota, Metazoa, Chordata, Testudines, Emydidae. Gene Ontology annotation, cellular component: plasma membrane. Gene Ontology annotation, biological process: establishment of planar polarity; Wnt signaling pathway, planar cell polarity pathway; multicellular organism development. The transcript is spliced from 9 exons. The record is from RefSeq and is a predicted model, not a curated record. Bases 875 to 2440 code for a protein of 521 amino acids.
CUGGGAACUUCAUCUCGGAGACAAUGGGAGCGCUGGAGGGAGAAGGAACCGGUUCCUAGAACAGCCUGGGGGGGGUGCCGGGCUCCGGGACUGGUGUUCACACACACACACACGCACACACACACACACACACACGCAGCCUGGCCGGAGGAAUCUGCAAUUUCCCAGCCGGAGUGUUUUAGUUUUUACCUUUUGCGGGUAGCUCCAAGGGAGGGGAGCCGCAGCCUGGGAAACGUCGGGCAUUUCCCGUGGAUUUAUUUUGGAAGCGACGCUUUUUGCUUUCCCAGUUGCUGGAAGAAAGUGUAUGUGGGGAGGAAGACAAAGCCCACAAGUCAGUUGCAGUUGUGUGUGUGUGUGGAGGGGGGUUGGGAGCUAACAAAAGGCAAAGGAAGAUACAAAAGAGAAACCGCGUCCUGCUUUGGAUCCGAAUUGGCCGCGGGCUGGUUGGCGCUGCAAUGCUUCCCAGCGGGACCCCGGAGCAGAAGCCCAGUGCCUGAGCUGCUCCAGAUGCGGAGUCCCGCAGCCGGCCGGACCAAGCGGGAUCGGCAUCUGCCCACCGGUUUCUUUCACGGGAUCGGGAUGCACCGGCGUCUCGGCGACUGAUCAGACCGGGGGGGGAAAGGAUCCUUCUCUGUCGCGGUGCCCACCCCCCUCCCACUGCGCCACUGUGUCGCAGGGCGUCAUUUUCUUCUGAGAGGAGCCCAGCCAGCUGAUCAAAAUAGAGUCCCUCAAGGUGACAGUCGACUUCCUGAAGGUGCCCCUUGGCCUGAAGAAGCCCGCGCUGAAGGAGGCAGCGGCCGCCUUGGCUGCUGUCCCCGUCGGGAGACCCAAGUCCGGCAACGUGGAGCGCUACAAGGCGCGGCGCUCCGACAACAUGGACAACGAGUCGCAGUACUCGGGGUAUUCCUACAAGUCGGGGCACUCGCGCAGCUCCCGCAAGCACAGAGACCGGCGGGACCGGCACCGCUCCAAAAGCCGGGACGGGAGCCGGGGGGACAAGUCGGUGACCAUCCAGGCCCCGGGGGAGCCCCUGCUGGAUAAUGAGUCGACCAGAGGAGAUGAGAGGGACGACAACUGGGGCGAGACCACCACGGUGGUGACGGGCACCUCGGAGCACAGCAUCUCGCACGAUGACCUCACGCACAUCACCAAGGACAUGGAGGACAGCGCCCGCCUGGACUGCUCCCGCCACGUGGGCGUCUCGCUGGGCGGGGCCCUGGCGCUGCUUUCCUUCCUCACCCCGCUGGCCUUCCUGCUGCUGCCCCAGCUGCUGUGGCGGGAGGAGCUGGAGCCCUGCGGCACGCCCUGCGAGGGGCUCUUCAUCUCUGUGGCCUUCAAACUCCUCAUCCUUCUGCUGGGCAGCUGGGCCCUCUUCUUCCGCCGCCCCAAGGCCUUCUUCCCCCGCGUCUUCGUCUUCCGGGCCCUGCUCAUGGUGCUCGUCUUCCUGCUCGUCGUCUCCUACUGGCUCUUCUACGGCGUGCGCAUCCUGGACUCGCGCGAUCGCAACUACCAGGGUGUGGUGCAGUACGCCGUCUCCCUGGUGGACGCGCUGCUCUUUGUCCACUACCUGGCCGUGGUGCUGCUGGAGUUGCGCCAGCUCCAGCCCCAGUUCACGCUCAAGGUGGUGCGCUCCACCGACGGGGCCAGCCACUUCUACAACGUGGGCCACCUCAGUAUCCAGCGCGUGGCAGUGUGGAUCCUGGAGAAUUAUUACCACGAUUUCCCCGUCUACAACCCCGCCCUCCUCAACCUGCCAAAAUCCGUCCUGUCCAAGAAAAUGUCCGGGUUCAAGGUGUACUCGCUCGGCGAGGAAAACACGACGAACAACUCGACAGGCCAGUCUCGGGCCGUUAUCGCCGCGGCCGCCCGGAGGCGCGACAACAGCCACAACGAGUACUACUACGAGGAGGCCGAGCACGAGCGCAGGGUGCGGAAGCGCCGCGCCAGGCUGGUGGUGGCCGUGGAGGAAGCCUUCACCCACAUCAAGCGGCUGCAGGAGGAGGACCAGAAGAACCCGCGGGAGAUCAUGGACCCGCGAGAAGCUGCCCAGGCCAUCUUCGCCUCCAUGGCCCGGGCCAUGCAGAAGUACCUGCGCACCACCAAGCAGCAGCCCUACCACACCAUGGAGAGCAUCCUACAGCACCUGCAGUUCUGCAUCACUCACGACAUGACUCCCAAGGCCUUCCUCGAGAGGUACCUGAGCGCUGGGCCCACCAUCCAGUACCACAAGGACCGCUGGCUGGCCAAGCAAUGGACGCUGGUCAGCGAGGAGCCGGUGACCAACGGCCUGAAGGACGGGGUAGUCUUCGUCCUCAAGCGCCAAGACUUCAGCCUGGUGGUGAGCACGAAGAAGAUCCCCUUCUUCAAGCUCUCAGAGGAGUUUGUGGACCCCAAGUCACAUAAGUUCGUCAUGAGGCUGCAGUCGGAGACCUCUGUGUGAACUGCAAAGGGGGUUAGGUUAUGGACUCAUGCCUGAGGAGGAGCGAGUUGCAUCCAGGACUCUCCCUUUUUUGACCGGAGCUUAGAGAGACCAUCAUGCAGGGAGAGCCUUGUAGGAACCUCCCAGAACCAGCGUGCAUGCCCUAGGGCUCCGUCUCCUCUCUCUGCCCUCUUCCAUCUCUGCUUGCCCCCCAUUUGGGGGUCGGGGGCAGAGCCCUUUCCCCUUCCUGUCUCUGCUGUCUCCAAAACCCAGAUUCUUGUAGCAAUCUCCCAGGAGGUCAGAAGGCGUGUCACGCGAAGGCUGGCGUUUUAACAGGAAGAUCCCUCAUUUGGUGCCAAAACUCAAGGGCUACUUCUGUUCCCUCCUUCACCAGCGUCUCCAAAUGCGGCUGGGUCUGAGGAACCGUCUCAGUUUCCUUUUUUGUAUUACUAUCCCGAUUCUGGCCUUUUUUACAACUUCCCCGGAUGUUUGGCGUGUGUUUUUUAAAUCCCCACCCGCGAGGGUUUUGGAGCAUUUGCAAGCGUCCCUCCAGUAUCGUGGCUGCUAUCGAAAUCUCCCUGCUCCACCUGCAGGCAGGAAAAGACGAACCAACGAUGCGGACUCUGGUAUCGGAACCUCCUCUUUGGCUCUUCUCUGGGGUUUUCCAGCUCAGUUUUUUAACGACGACGAGAAGACUAGUUUUAAACAGUUUUUUUAAAUAGCGAUUUUUUUUUUCGUGUGUGCUGAUCUCUGUGCUUUGUAAUGGAAUCCUGUGUUUUUUGUAAAUAGCAACUCAAACUGG